Carcharodon carcharias (great white shark) is the source of this 2620-nucleotide messenger RNA. Its product is annotated as fibulin-7. The coding region runs from base 338 to 1672 and encodes 444 amino acids. The transcript is spliced from 8 exons. Gene Ontology annotation, molecular function: calcium ion binding. NCBI's taxonomy places the organism in Eukaryota, Metazoa, Chordata, Chondrichthyes, Lamniformes, Lamnidae. The record is from RefSeq and is a predicted model, not a curated record.
GACAGGAACCUGAGACCACAGCAGAUCCCUUCACCCUGAUCACACAGUCCGGGAGAGAUCACCCCCAACCCCCCCACCCCCCACGUCCCUCAGCAAGAAAACAAACCUGAGUUUGUGGGGAUUCGGUCGAGUCUGGAAAACGAACGCGAUUUAAACCCUGCCGGAUUCCCACCCGGUGUAAGGAGUGAAACCGGUUGAAGUCAAUGACCUCGAUGUGAAUGCACCUGCCAGUACAAGCCAGGGGUUUUCCUGGUGUGUGCGGUGGGAGGAAAAAUACCCCACACGCAUAUACUGAUCCUGAAGGAAUUCCCCCACGAGUCAAGGAGCAAGAGGCGAUAUGGUUCCUGGGAUUCAGCACAGCCUUUUUCUGUACCUGAUACUCUCCUGCUUUCACCCAUCACAGGCUGCGCAGGGUUGCCUGAACAGACAGAAAGUUCUAACUGCCAUCCGACAAAUGCAACAGUUUCUAAAAGGACAAGAAAACCGUUUUACUGAUGGAAUUCGACACAUGAAAGCCAAGCUCUCAGCCUUACAGACGUCUGUGACCAAACUGACAGCAGACCAACCCUCAGUAACAUUGUGCCCUUCGCUGGAGGCUCCCAAUCAUGGCAAGAAAUUUGGUUCCAGAUACAGGAUGGAUCAUGAAGUGCACUUCGUCUGUCAGCCAGGCUACCAGCUCAUUGGCUCCAGCACCAGAGUAUGUCAGCCCGAUGGGAGCUGGACUGGGGAGAAUGCUAAUUGUACAGAAAUGAAUGAAUGCGUCAGCAACCCCUGCCAAAAUGGAGGAAUCUGUGUGGAUGCUGUGAACCAGUACACGUGCUCUUGCCCAAACAGCUGGACAGGACGCCACUGCCGUUAUCCAGUGCAGACAGCUCCUGUUGCUGUAGAAUGGAGUGCGAGUGUGUUAAGUGACCUGUCUUUUAGUCGGAAGCCCCGUUGUGCAAAGGUUGAAAGGACCCAACACUGCAGCUGUGAUGCCGGGUUCCAUAUGAGCGGGAUCAGUGAGGACAGUGUGUGUCAAGAUGUGAAUGAGUGCGAGGUUUUCCAACUGGGAGGGCUUGCCAGACUCUGCAUGCACACCUGUGUUAACAUCCCUGGGUCCUACCGUUGUACUUGUCCUCCUGCAUACAAACUUCGCAAUGAUGGCAGGAGCUGUGACGAUAUAGAUGAGUGUGCAACAUUACAACACAACUGCACAAGAGAGGAGACUUGUAUCAACACAGGAGGAGGAUUUCAGUGUGUUAAUCCACAGUGUCCAGAACCUCAUGGAAAUGUCAGCUAUGUUAAAACGUCACCAUUUCAAUGUGAACGUCACCCUUGCCCUAUGAACAGCAAAUCCUGUCAUCAUGCUGCAAAGACCAUUUCCUUCCAUUACCUGUCCUUGCCCUCAAACCUGAAACCUCCAGUCACCCUGUUCCGUAUGGCCACAGCUGCUGCUCCCGGAAGGCCUGGACCAGACAGCCUGCGGUUUGGCAUUGCAGGAGGAAGCAACCAGGGGCAGUUUGUAAUCCAACGAUCGGACAGACAGACGGGUGAGCUCAUUCUUGUUCAGCCUUUGAAAGGACCUUGCAUCGUAGAAGUGGAUGUGGACAUGUCUGAAUACCUCGAUCGCACUUUCCAGGCCAAGCAUAUGUCAAAAGUCACACUUUUUAUCUCGGCCAAUGGAUUUUGAGAAAAUAUUCAGAGACCACUGAUAUUUGGCUCAUGGGAUUCGUUUGAAUUGUGACUUUUAUUGUGAGAGAUAAUGAAUUAGCAGCCAGAGAGAAAGAUACUUUAUUAGCGUGCAAAUGCUACAAUGUAAUGAUGAGAAAGUGUUACCACGUACAAUUUGGACUGAAUCCUAUCUAUUACCUGUUACUCUUUAAUUGUAAGUGUUGUGCUAUGAUCAGCUGACUUCACCAAAUUCUGUCAUUGUAGAUAGCGCAACUCUUUUAGAAUUUGUGUGAGCCUCCCUGUUUAUCAUACAUUGCUUGUUGGCCAUAGAUCUGAAUACCAUGUGUCUCUGGUUUCCCUGUUCAUUACUGAUCUCCUGUUUGCCAUACAUCCCAUUUACCAUUAAGUGUCCCAUGUUCCAUGGAAUCUCCAUCAAUCAACUGGAAUAUAUUCUGAAAGGAAAUGAGGAUACCACUCAGCCAAGUCAACAUUGCACACAGCAACCAAAUACUGAAGAAAACCAAACCCUGGCCUGAUAUUUACUCCCAUUCCUUACAAACAGCUCCAAUAAUUUGGCUUUUCUUUAACCAUGGGCUAUUUGCUACAAACAAGUUAAUCUACUAUUGUGUACUGUACAACACAAUGCAGUGUUUAAUCUCCAUCAGGCACUUAAUAAAAGCAGUGGGGUACAAUGAGAAAAAUAACCACGACUCCCAAACAAGAUGCAAAAAGAAAAUUCACUCAUUGAUCAUCACUAAACUGCCUGACUUUAUUAGAACAGUAGAACAAUGUAAUGGUCUGAUGCUGUUAGUUUUUUUACUAUAUUUUCAAGAGCUGGUAGCCAGAAGUUAUUUAUGGGAUUAUAGCUUCGCACAGGAAGUUCUAAAAGGGUUUCUUAUAGAAGGUCUUAACUCCUGUGCCAGGCAUUGUUUAUUCCAAUUGUUUUUAAUAAAAAUAUUUCACACUA